AUGGCCCUCGAUCUCAUUGACGGCUUCAACCCAACCCACCAGCUGGAGGCCAACGGCCAUGAUCUGCCCAUUUUCACUGUGGAGGCGGCGCAGCUCGGCUUCUCAGUAACAGCCGACUUUGUCGCCGCCCAAGUCGCCAACGAUGUCAUGAUUCUCGCUCUCUCAAACGGACGAAUUCUACGAAUAGACCUCAACAGACCGGAGGAUAUCGAUGAUAUCGACCUCCCCAAGAAGACAUCCGAAAUUGGCGUUAUUUGUCGCAUGUUCCUUGAUCCCACAGCGUCGCAUCUCAUCAUACGUACAUCCCUCGGCGAGAACUACUACCUGCACUCGCAGUCGCGACUGCCUCGGCCACUAGGUAGACUUCGUGGUGUCCCCAUCGAAAGCGUGGCAUGGAAUCCUGCUCUGCCCACGGCAUCUACCCGUGAAAUCAUUUUGGGCGCAUCUGACGGCAACAUUUACGAAACGUUCAUUGAAGUAUCGAACGAGUUCUAUAAGAAGGAAGUGAAACACCUGAAGAACCUCCACAAACUCCCAGACGGACCCAUCACAGGCCUUUGGGUUGAUAAUCUAGACGGACGAUCGGACUUACGCAGAAUUAUAAUCGCCACGCAGAGCCGUCUCUUUCACCUCGUCGGAAAGACGGGGACUGGCAGCGAUAGUAGCGGAUCCGUUUACUCGCGACUUUUUGAGUCGGAACACCCGAUUGUACACGAAAUCUCGCGCAAUUCGGCGGCAGCACAUUCCUCUUUGGCUGUAUCACCUGAUCCAAGAGAGACCGAGCCAUACCGAGAUCAGCAGCCAGAGAAGGCGUUUGCUUGGCUCACCUCGCAAGGCAUCUUCCACGGAACGUUGCUGCAAUCGCCGGCUGAGCAGACCCUCGGCUCGAAAGUCUUUGCAGAAUCCAAGACGCUCGCCCGUUCCCAGAUUUUCUCCGACGCAUCAGGGAAAAGAAAGUCUGGGCCGGAUAACAUUGAUGCCAUGGCUUUGACGCAAUGGCAUAUCGUCUGCUUGUUAGGAGGCCGAGUGAUCACUAUCAAUCGCCUUACAGGCCAGACAAUAUCUGAACAUGACGUUCUGAAAAGCGGUCAAAAAGCGAUUGGCUUUGCGGUCGAUAUGCAAAAGUACACCUUUUGGCUGUUCACAGGGCAAGACGUCUUCGAAAUCGUGCCCAACGACGAAGAUCGCAACAUCUGGCAGAUUUUGAUGGACUCGCAAAAUUUUGAAGCGGCACUUCAGCAAGCCCGGGGCCAAGACCAGAAAGAGACUGUUGCUGCGGCUUACGGCGAUUAUAUGGCUAAGAAAGGAAACUGGAAAGAGGCGGCAGCUUUGUACGGAAACAGUAACAAGCCUUUCGAAGACGUGGCCCUUCGAAUGAUUGACAGUGGUCAGCAUGACGCUCUGCGCAGUUUCCUUUUGAGCAAGCUGGCUGCCACCAAACGAACAGCAACCAUGCAAAGAAUGAUGAUUGCUAGCUGGCUCAUCGAGAUCUUCAUGGCCAAGCUCAACUCACUUGACGACACCAUUGGCACGCGGGCAGAAUUGUCCGAGUCGCUCAACGCUACUCAAUUUCAAAAGCUCCUCCAACACGUCAAAAAACAAUUUCAGGAAUUUGUCGUACGCUAUAAAAACGAUCUGGAUAAGAAGACUGUUUAUAAUAUCAUCAGCAGCCACGGGCGCGAGGAGGAGCUUUUGUUUUAUGCCAACUCAGUCAAUGACUACCAAUAUGUGCUCUCAUACUGGGUGCAGCGGGAGAAUUGGGCCAAGGUCCUAGAUGUGCUGAAGAGGCAGACGGAUUCAGAAGUCUUUUACCGUUACAGCACUGUUCUCAUGACACACGCGCCGCAGGAAACGGUUGAAAUCUUGAUGCGGCAUGCGGAUCUCAAGCCAAGAAGCUUAAUUCCAGCCUUGCUGGAGUAUAGCCGCUCGAAUCUCAAUGAAGUGAACGCGAAAAAUCAGGCAAUCCGGUAUUUGAAUUACGCGAUUCAUCAACUCAACUCGAAAGACUCUGCUAUCCACAACACACUUGUAUCCAUAUACGCGUCUAAUCCUUCCAAGGACGAGUCUGGCUUACUUUCGUAUCUUCAAGCACAGGGUGAUGAGCCUCGAUACGAUCCAGAUUUCGCUCUACGACAAUGCAUUCAGUACCAUCGAACCCUUUCCUGUGUCCAUAUAUACACCAGCAUGGGCCAGUAUUUGCAGGCGGUGGACUUGGCUCUUUCGCACAAUGAGGUAGAGCUGGCCGCUGUGAUUGCAGACCGGCCCAUCACGAACCCGCAGCUUCGAAAGCGACUAUGGCUUGCUGUUGCCCGCAAGGUCAUUUCUCAGUCAGAUGGUAUCAAGUCCGCCAUUGAAUUUCUGCGGCGCUGCGAGCUACUCAAGAUUGAGGAUUUAAUUCCCUUCUUUCCCGACUUUGUGGUGAUUGAUGACUUCCGAGAGGAGAUUUGUGAGGCGUUGGAGGACUAUAGCCGUAGUAUCGAUGAUCUCAAGAAAGAAAUGGACGAAUCAUCGCAGACGGCAGCCAACAUCAAGAUGGAUAUCGCGGCACUCGAUCAUCGUUAUGCCAUUGUAGAGCCUGGCGAAAAGUGCUACGUGUGUGGCUUGCCGCUGCUCAGCAGACAGUUUUUCGUCUUUCCCUGCCAGCACGCGUUUCACUCUGACUGCAUGGGUCGCAAAGUCCUCGAGCAGGCCGGCGUGGGAAAGUCGGGGCGUAUCAAGGAGCUGCAGUUGCAAAUACAUAGAGGUCUUGUCAGUGGCGCAAAGAGAGAGGCUGUCGUCGCAGAGUUGGAUUCUCUGGUCGCCUCAGCAUGUAUUCUCUGCAGCGAUUUUGCAAUCAAGCAAAUCGACGAGCCCUUCAUUGCAGAGGGAGAAACGAAUGAAUGGGUAGUGUAA
Messenger RNA from Beauveria bassiana ARSEF 2860, 2892 nucleotides. Its product is annotated as vacuolar membrane protein pep3. Gene Ontology annotation, biological process: endosome organization; vacuole organization; vesicle-mediated transport. Gene Ontology annotation, cellular component: endosome; HOPS complex. Gene Ontology annotation, molecular function: protein-macromolecule adaptor activity. The record is from RefSeq and is a predicted model, not a curated record. Lineage: Eukaryota; Fungi; Ascomycota; Sordariomycetes; Hypocreales; Cordycipitaceae. The transcript has 3 exons. Bases 1 to 2892 code for a protein of 963 amino acids.